CUCACCUUCCUCCGGCCAAGUGGCGGGGCCACACUAGUUAGUGAUGAGAUUUGAUAAUGGAUUCCACAGUUACAAUUCCGGAGCACCCGCUCCCCUGCGCCUACGACGACCGCUGGGCCGCGCUCAAAUGGGCCGCGGCCCACGCCGCGGGAUCCGGCCUGGAGGAGUGGCUGAACUCGGGCGUCGAUUUCGGAAGGGUUUUCGUGGCCGGGGACAGCGUCGGCGCCAACAUCGCCCACCGCGUCGCCAUGAGGAACGCUGGGGAGAAUCUGAUUGAGCUGCUCGGGGCUGUGCUUGUGGAUCCGUUCUUUUGGGGUAGGACCCGAUCGGGGAUGAAGCGGGUCGGGCCCUGCCUGUCAGGUUGUGGCGGCUGGCGAAUCCGGGUUCGGAGAAGAGCGGGUUGGAUAACCCGGAGAUAAACCCCGCCGACGACCCGAAGCUGUCGGGUCUGGGUUGACGGCGGGUGCUGGUUCUGGUGGCGGAGAAGGACACUAUAUGAAGGACAGAGGGAAGCUUUACUGCAAGACGCUGGGGAAGAACGGGUGGCCAGGCAAGGCGGAAAAGAUGCGGAGAGGAUGAACCGCAUCGUUUCCUUUUUGAAUCGGUUAGGUAGCGGCUCUUUAUAAAACAAGGUUCAGAAAACCGUACCGAAGUUUAUACCGAAAAAUUGCGGUAGGGUAUUUCGUACUACAAUCGUAAUUUAACCGUGAUUAAACCGUAUCCUAUCGC
Linum trigynum is the source of this 729-nucleotide messenger RNA. NCBI's taxonomy places the organism in Eukaryota, Viridiplantae, Streptophyta, Magnoliopsida, Malpighiales, Linaceae. The record is from the annotation of a GenBank genome assembly.